This is a messenger RNA of Salvelinus namaycush (lake trout), 6106 nucleotides long. RefSeq lists its product as uncharacterized. Gene Ontology annotation, biological process: regulation of apoptotic process. The transcript is spliced from 18 exons. NCBI's taxonomy places the organism in Eukaryota, Metazoa, Chordata, Actinopteri, Salmoniformes, Salmonidae. The record is from RefSeq and is a predicted model, not a curated record. Bases 1 to 6021 code for a protein of 2006 amino acids.
AUGGAAGAGAUCAUGUCCAACAACGUUCAGCGCAAGGUUCUUCACGAGGAGGAAGUCAGUAAAAUUCAGGCUGAAGUUGACCGUUUUGACCAAACCAGAAAAAUACUGGACUGGGUCUCAGCCAAAGGAGAGGCUGCAUGCUACGAGUUACUGAUGAUUCUCGACAUCACAAGGAAGAGGACCUUAGGCGACGCUGACUUACAGCAAUGGAUCAGCUGCUUCCCCUUCGAGGAAGACCCAGAGAUGACAGACUACCUUGUUGAUACACAUGUGGAUUCAUCUGACUCUAAAAUUAAAAUGAAGAAUAAAAGAUGCAAGAAAGUUCGCCCUAAAAAGCUAAAGAGCUUCAUCCCCAUGGCCAAACAGGAAACAUCCCCGGCUGAGCUGCUAAAAACACAUGAGAAAAAAAUCCUCCUGGUUGGAAAACCUGGAAUUGGAAAAACAACAGUCGCCCAUCAAAUGUUGAACCUCUGGGCAGAGAAAGAUCACAGAGAACUAGAUUACCUGUUUUAUUUUGACGUGAGAGACAUUUCACACAGAAAACCCAUGAGCCUGGAGGACCUUCUCUUUAACAUGUACAGUGAGCCAAAAGGAAGCAAAGAAGAAGUGUUACAGGAUAUUAAGAAGAACUCUGAAAACGUUGUCAUCAUAUUUGAUGGAAUCACAGACCUCUCCUAUCUAUCGGUAGUAAAGAACCUUGUGGAGAAACUCCUCCCUGAUGCAAAGAUUGUGACCACAUGCAGACCAGAUCAAUCUGAAGACUUCCUGACAGACUGGCCCACAGACUGGUUCAGAGUGGAGGUCAAAGGGUUCAGUGAUGAAUCCAUCAGGACUUACUUAACACAGAUGCUGAGUGCUGAGCCUGACUCCUUGAGCAGUGUGUUAAACAACCUAGAGUUGUUCAGUCUGUGCCAUGUCCCAAUGUACGCACUGAUGGUGGUUGCCUGCAUUUAUUUCCCUACCUCAGAGGCUCCUAAACAGACAUGCACUAUAACUGAAAUGUAUAGCAACAUCCUCCGUCACUGCAUCCAAAAACACAGUGCCAAACGAUGUAAGGAUACCAACAAGUGUCUCAAAGAAAACAAAGAGAAAAUAUUGUCUUUGGCAGAAAUUGCUUUUGAUGCGACAAAUGAAAAAAACAUGAACUUGACAACACUGAGUUGUGAAGAAAGCAGUGUCCAUUUUGCAUUCUUGGGGGCACUUAUGGUUAAGGUUGCACCCACAGCGUCAGACACCUACUCAGCAUUUCUCCACUACACAAUGCAGGAGUUCUUUGGUGCCCUUUGGCUCUUACAGAAUCCAGACAAAAUCAGAGAGGUUCUACAGAAGUGCCAGACUGAAGAAUGGAAACACACAAAACACUUGAUUCCUUUCCUGUGUGGCCUUCUGAAUGAGAGGAAUAUUAGAUUGGUAAACGGUCUAGUUCCAGAUCAACAGAUCAAGAAGACGUCAGAAUGGUUCUUCAAGGAAGUGGUGAACACAUUUCUUCCAUCUCAAACAAACCAAGAUCAUGCAGAAGGUGGUGCUCCUGAGUUUGAGAUAGAUCUUCUGUUUUUGUGUCAGUGCUUGUAUGAAUAUCAGUCUACUGAUGCCUGUCAGCUUCUCCUGGACAAACUGGACUAUCAUCUAGACCUGAGUGGAGAACAUCUUGAUCCUCACCAGUGCUGUGCAGUCUCUUACGUGACCAGUCAGUCUGCAGAGAGAAAUGUUGGCUUGGACCUGGACAGCUGCACUGUGUCAGACCAAGGAGUAAGGCUGAUACUGGGCUCUCUGAAGAACGUCAGACAUCUUGGACCAUCCUCUGGUGAUUCAUCUGACCCCUCAAUGCUGUGUCAACUCUGGACAACUUUGCUGAGAAGUGAGGCAGAGAUGGACUUCACCAGCUUACUUGGUCUCUGUGGAAAUGAGUUGCACCUUCCAGUCCAGGGUGAAAGACGAGUGUUUGAGAGAGCAGAAGAAGUGAUGAAACAGAGUCUAGAGAGGGUUCGUCUCUGUCUACACUGGGGUCAGAGAACUGUUCUCAGUGAAGCUCUCAGCAAAACCAUUUUAAAGUGUCUAACAAAUAUCAACAAGCUCAGGUUUACCCCUCUACAGCAUCAGAGAGGAUCCCCUGAAAGACUGGAGACAGAAGAGAAAGCAGUCCUACUAGAUUUGUGUCUACAAGCAGCACUAGAUCACAGAGAUACAGUCCAGAGAACUGUGAACACACUGCUGUCAAUGUUCUCUGUGUAUCAAACUGAGAGAUAUGACAUCCUGCUGGAUCUGUACUCUCAUGUGAAGUACAAUAGGAAUCAAACAGCCAGGAGUGUCCUUCCAUCAUUGAACCCGCUUUACCAGCCAGCUCCUGCAGUCUGGUCCAUAGACCUCUCAGAGAGAAAGGCCUCCCUCCUCCUAGAAGUGCUGAAACUCCAACCAGAGAAGAAACCAGUAGAGCUGAAGGGCUGGUCAGAUGAAGAGAGUGAAGUGAGGAGUUUCCUUCAGUGUCUGCCCUACAUCUCACAGCUGAGUUUUACUCCACCACAGGAUCAGAGAAGAUCCCCUGAAGAGAGGAGAACGAGAGAGAAGACAUUACUACUGAAUCUGUGUCUUCAAGCAGCUCUCCAUGAAAGAGGAACCAUACAAACAACUGUAGAGAAAGUGUUGUCACUGUCUAAAGUAUAUCACAACCAGAAAUGUGAUUUCCUGCUGGAUCUGUACUCACAUGUGAAGGACUAUGAGACUCAAACAGGCAGGAGUGUCCUUCCAGCAUUACAGCCAGUUUACCAGUCAGCUCCUGCAGUCUGGUCCAUAGACCUCUCAGAGAGAAAGGCCUCCCUCCUCCUAGAAGUGCUGAAACUCCAACCAGAGAAGAAACCAGUAGAGCUGAAGGGCUGGUCAGAUGAAGAGAGUGAAGUGAGGAGUUUCCUUCAGUGUCUGCCCUACAUCUCACAGCUGAGGUUUCCUCCACUGAAGGAUAUUAUAGAGAGGAGAAAGAGAGAGAAGACAUUCCUACUGAAUCUGUGUCUUCAAGCAGCUCUCCAUGAGAGAGGAACCAUACAAACAACUGUAGAGAAAGUGUUGUCACUGUCUAAAGUAUAUCACAAUCAGAAAUGUGAUUUCCUGCUGGAUCUGUGCUCACAUGUGAAGGACUAUGAGACUCAAACAGGCAGGAGUUUCCUUCCAGCAUUACAGCCAGUUUACCAGUCAGCUCCUGCAGUCUGGUCCAUAGACCUCUCAGAGAGAAAGGCCUCCCUCCUCCUAGAAGUGCUGAAACUCCAACCAGAGAAGAAACCAGUAGAGCUGAAGGGCUGUUCAGAUGAAGAGAGUGAAGUGAGGAGUUUCCUUCAGUGUCUGUCCUACAUCUCACAGCUGAGGUUGUUUGUUUGUUAUGGUAAAGAGACCUGGCUUGUUCUGUCUAAACUCAGUGUUGCUGCAGCUGAGUUUGAUACAGAGACAGGAGAGAAUAUCUUAAAGACAUUAUCCUCCAUGUGCAGAUACAUAUAUGAUGAUGAUGAUGAUGGUGAUGAUCCAUUUAGAGAGAGUCAUUUCCUGUUGGAUCUGUACUCACAUGUGAAGGACUAUGAGACUCAAACAGGCAGGAGUUUCCUUCCAGCAUUACAGCCAGUUUACCAGUCAGCUCCUGCAGUCUGGUCCAUAGACCUCUCAGAGAGAAAGGCCUCCCUCCUCCUAGAAGUGCUGAAACUCCAACCAGAGAAGAAACCAGUAGAGCUGAAGGGCUGGUCAGAUGAAGAGAGUGAAGUGAGGAGUUUCCUUCAGUGUCUGCCCUACAUCUCACACCUGAGUUUCUAUCGAUGGAGGUCUGAUCCCUCAAAGCAGAUCAAGUUCCUGGUGGAUCUCCUGUCUCAAGCAGCAGAGUGGGAGGAGCAGACAGGAGAGAAGACACUGAACCUGGUAUCAUCAGUGUGGACUUACAGCACCUUCCCCUUCGGUGAUGAUGAUGAUGAUGGUGACGAUAAUAAGGAAUAUCAAUGUGAUUUCCUGCUGGAUCUGUACUCACAUGUGAAGGACUAUGAGACUCAAACAGGCAGGAGUUUCCUUCCAGCAUUACAGCCAGUUUACCAGUCAGCUCCUGCAGUCUGGUCCAUAGACCUCUCAAAGAGAAAGGCCUCCCUCCUCCUAGAAGUACUGAAACUCCAACCAGAGAAGAAACCAGUAGAGCUGAAGGGCUGGUCAGAUGAAGAGAGUGAAGUGAGGAGUUUCCUUCAGUGUCUUCCCUACAUCUCACAGCUGAGCUGUGAUGAUGACAGGUUCUUCCAGACUGUGUGUGAAUCCAUCCCUGUGAGGUCCAGAGAGGAGGACCAGCAGUUGGCCUCUCUCCUCCAGGCCUUGGGCUCCACCCUGUCACUGGGAGGAGAGUUACCCCGGAAAACCUGCAGGUCUGUGGGGAGAGUCCUGGGUCUCUGUGCCUCCAGAGUGGACCUCACUCUCACCCCCAGCAAGAUCUCUCUCAAAGGAGCCGCACUUCUUUUGAGACAUGAGUCAAAGCUCCACAAGCUCAGGCUGAGUGUGGGUAUGGCAGUGAAACUGUCCAGACUGGUUAGGAGGACAGAGAGAGGUGCUACUCCACUGACUGUCCCAGAACUCUCCCUGGUCCUAAAGAGCAGCCAUCUACCAGAGAGAGUGUUGCCCAGGGCUCUGAGUAGUGUGGCGUCCCUGCUGAGACUCUGGAGGGUUCAGUGUCUGGACCUGACUAACUUCCGGAUCCAGGUUCACUCUCUCAUCACACUGCUGUGUCACCAGGGACCUCUCUCUCUCAGACUGAACUCAGACACUCUGCAGCAGCUGACUGUAGUUGUGUCUGAAGCUCAGGACAAGGACUUGACUCAGUGGUUCCUGGAGAAGGUUGGUGGAGACCUGACCUCCUGCAGGCUGGACUGGGAAGUGCUUCUCUCUCUGCUGCAGCAUUCAACCCACAACAUCACUGUGGACCUCAGGAAGAACAGGCUUCUAGAGAAGAACAUAUCAGAUCUUCUCCCCUUUCUGGGAAGGGUUACUCUCAAGAGGUCCAGUUCCAGCUUUGUAAAGUCCUCCAUCAGACACAUCUAUGACAGUAGAGACAGUGACUGUGUGUCCAGUUUCUUGAGGUCUUCAGACCAUUGGAUCAACCUGAACAGCAGAGAGCUGGACAGAGUGGACUGUUCUGCUCUGUGUUUUACCCUGCAGCACAGCCACCAAGUCAAAGUCAACCUGCUGUGGACCUCCAUACCACCGGGGGAGAUAGAGAGCAUCCUGCCUCUUCUGGACAGAGUCUCCCAACUCAGUGUUGACAGGAAGUUACUGCUGAGUUUCCUCCAGUGCUGUGCUGCCUCUCAGAUCCAGCAGGGGGGACCAUCACCACCAACAGCAGUAUGGCUGCUCAGGUCUCUGCACUACAGGCUGGACUUCUCCUGCUCCUCCUCUGUGGACCUGUCAGCUCAGGACCCAGGAGAGGCUCUGUGUCUGACCACUGACCACUGCAGGGCCAUCAAGUCUGUUCUGAAGCAGAACCACCACAGCACCCAGCUGGUCCAGAACCAGGUCCAGCUCAUCCUAAGAGACUGUGAGGUGGAGGACAGAGCACUGAGGGAGCUGCUUCCCAUCCUGCAUAUUGUCAAGCUGAGUUACAGCAAAGCUCUGCUACUUCAGCUGCUGGACCUUGUGUGUGAGGGGAUUGAAGAGGGGCUGCUGAGGCACGCAGAGUCCCUGUGGAGAGCCCUGGAUGGGGAGCUGGACCUCAGUGAGACCAGGCUGGAUCAGAAGGCCUGUGGAUCUCUGGCCCUGGUUCUGGAACACUCAGAGGGUCUGUCAGAACUGGACCUCAGCCACUGUCAACUCACAGACCACCACCUACAGCCCCUGAUCACACACCUGCAUAAAGUACAAGUCCUGGACCUGAGCCACAAUGACAUCACUGAUGCUCUGACUGACAGAAUACUCCAACUGGUCUCUACCAACACUUCAAUACACACUGUACGACUCUUCAACAACAGAAUCCAGGACAGAAGACCCUUCCUGACAGACAAGAGGUUUAACAUCUGGUGAAACAACAUCAGGUCUUAGUCCAGGAAGAGAAGGCUGAAUCCAGGACAGAAGACCCUUCCUGACAGACAAGAGGUUUGAGAUCUGG